Messenger RNA from Didymodactylos carnosus, 633 nucleotides. Lineage: Eukaryota; Metazoa; Rotifera; Eurotatoria; Philodinida; Philodinidae. The record is from the annotation of a GenBank genome assembly.
AUGUGUUUCGGAGUCAGUGAAGCUGACACAUCGGAAGAUCAAUGUAGUGGACAAUUUUACUCAGAGGAUGAUCUCAAAGAUUUAGACGGUUAUGCAUUCGCCGAGAAUUGCAGAGAAGUUACAGUAAUAGAAAAGCCUUGUGAUCUGGAGUGUGGUGUAGGACGAGAGUGUCGUACAAUUUAUGAUGAAGACCAAUGUGUAUGUAAAGAUAAUUGUAAUGAUCUUUCUGACAAAUCACAACCAUUAUGUGCAUCGAAUAAUCUCACAUUCAAAUCUGAAUGUGCAAUGGAAGUAUGGAAAUGUGAAAAUGAAUAUUCAGCAUUAUAUAAAAAAUAUGAUGGAGAAUGUCAAAAAAAUUGUAGAAAUGUGAAAUGUCCAUUAGAUACCAUCUGUAUGUUAGUUAAAAAUACUGGCGAGCCCUUCUGCUAUCCUAUACAACAUUGCGAUUUACAUGACAAAGAGCAGAUUUGCGGUACAGAUGGUAUUACUUACAAAAAUUUGUGUGCAAUGCGCUUAUCACCGAAUAUUUAUGGAAAGAUUCCUAGUGUAGCUCACAAAGGACAAUGUGGUAGGCAAAAGUCAUUGAAAAUUUAUAUGGGUUUCUCGUGUAACUUUAUGUUCACUAUUGUUUAG